AUGGACACUGGCUUCAAAAUCGGCAUUGAGUUCGAAGUCUUGUUGACACCCAGAGGAAGACACAAGAAGGACUUUGCAGAGUUGGAAGGGUUUGCUCAAUUUAUCGUGGAUCGUUGCAAUGAUGUUCCAAACCCUGCACCCCGAGCACACAAUGAUGUUGACGGGGUCUAUGAAGGCCCAAAUCAAACUUCUGAGUGGUCCAUCACGGAUGAUGCGACCAUCAAGCCAGAUAGAGAUGAUCAAUCCCUUAUCAACCUGCUUGGACCUUCUCAGCAAGUGCCAGAUUCCGUCGAAAUUGCAGAUUUAAUGAACGAAGACGGGAAGAGAUAUUAUUCCUGGAACUUCACGAAUUUGUACCACGGUGGGAAAGCGACUGUCGAGUUUAGGCAAGCACCAUGCGCAGUUAAUGAAACAUCGUGUCUCCCAUGGGUAGAACUUGUUGUCACUUUCGUUCACGCCUCCAAGGUGACAUCCUCUUUUCAGGAUCUCCGUCGAUAUUCGCGAGAUAUCCAGGGAAUGCGCAGAUUCAUUACGAGUCACCAGCCGUCCGGCUACAAGCGUGCCGUUUUAGCACAGCUUUUUACUGGAAAAUACGGUUAUGUUGUCCCCAAGCCGCUUGGGACCCCGACAGCCGAAGAACAGGUGAAUCGAGAUGCAAAACAGGCCAAGGAAAGUGGUUUUAUGAAAAAACUAGAAUACUUCCAGUCGGAGUAA
This is a messenger RNA of Talaromyces atroroseus, 714 nucleotides long. RefSeq lists its product as hypothetical. Bases 1 to 714 code for a protein of 237 amino acids. The record is from RefSeq and is a predicted model, not a curated record. Lineage: Eukaryota; Fungi; Ascomycota; Eurotiomycetes; Eurotiales; Trichocomaceae. The transcript is spliced from 2 exons.